GAAAGCAAAAGUCAGACUUUUGGGUAGCAAGGGUAAAAAGUUGGUCUGCUAAGCUGCUUAGUUAUGCUGGAAGGUGGCAACUGAUUAGAUCAGUUUUAUUUGGCAUCCAGUUGUACUGGUGUCAGAUAUUCAUUAUGCCUAAGAAGGUGUUGAAAGAAAUACAAAGAAUCUGUAGAUGUUUUCUAUGGACUGGAGCUGAAGGGAAUUCCAGGAAAGCGCUUAUUGCUUGGAAUCAACUGUGCUUACCCAAAAUCUGUGGGGGUUUGAAUCUUAAAGAUUUACCUUUGUGGAACAAGUCAGCUGUUGCUAAACAUUGUUGGGCUUUAUCUUUGAAAGCUGAUAAGCUGUGGGUGAAAUGGAUUCACACAUACUAUGUGAAGCAUAAUGACUUUUGGACCAUGCCAAUCCCUAAUGGGCUGUCUUGGUCUUUGAAGAAGAUUUGGCAGCAAAGGGAGACACUGAGUAGCUCUGGUGAUUUGCAGCAGUUUGUAACUGCAGGGAGAUUUAGGAUUCAGAGAAUGUAUAAUCAUUUGAGACAGCAAGGGGAGUCUGUGGGGUGGAAGAGAAUUGUUUGCAACAGUCAUGCUAGCCCUAAAAGUAUUUUUAUUGUGUGGUUGGCCCUGCAGGAUAGACUUGCAACUAAGGAAAGACUGAGAAGAUGGAAUGUUAUAGCAGAUAGUGUGUGUUGCCUUUGUCACAGCACAGAUGAAAGUAGGGAUCACCUUUUCUUUGCCUGCAGUUUUUCAGCUGAUAUUUGGAAUCAGGUCCUACAGAGAAGUGGCAUUCAUAGAAAUGUUGGAGCUUGGAAUGAUGAAGUGCAGUGGGUGCAGAAAGCAAGCAGGAGUACUAGAAGUAAAGCUAGAAUGUGUAAUAGUUUGUUUUGUGAAACUGUGUACUCUAUCUGGCUAGCUAGGAACUCUAAAGUUUUCUCUAACCAGUUAGACAGUAGCUUAAGUAUUGUAAACAGAAUUCUGUUUAGGGUAGCUUGUAAUAGCUAGUUGCUUCUUGGCCUGGUGUGGCUGUGGUUUGGUUGUAUUGGUGGUGGGGUUUUUGCCCUCUUGGUAAUUAAUAAAAUCUUAUUACUUGCCAAAAAAAAAAAAAAAAAAAAAACAUUCCAUAAUCAAUUAUAGUUAACAUUGUUAAAUUUUAUAAAGUUGCAAUGAAUUAAAGGGAUGAUUAAUUUCGAUUUUGUAAUUAAUUGCAAAUUCGUGCGAUUAUUUGAUUAUAUGUUCGCAGGAUUUUUCGGCAGUUUUGUCAAUAAUGGUCCGAAUCUUAUAAUUUUAUAGUGAAUUUCGAAUGUAAACGACGUUUUAAAAUUUAGACAAAAAUCAAAGAUUUGACGCCGAACCCAGAAUUCCCAAAUUCGAAGCCUAACUAUGACUUUUCGGAGGUUUUAGUUUUUCGAACGCAAAAUUUGUAAUUUUUAUGAUGUUAAAUAAAUAUUUGCGAAUCUUGUAUGUAAAUCUUGAAUCUAUGAUUGACCUACUGUAUAUGUUUAACAAUUUUAAAGCCUAAUCUUGUUAAUCAUACAACCUAAUUUGUAAUUGUAAUUAAUUUGUUGAAUUUCUAAUAAUUUAGAAUUUGUUUUGAUUUUCAUAAUUAAUUGGCAAUUUAAUUAGGAUCCUAUGAUUAAAAACCACCACAAAAUUUGUUAAAAUUGAAAAGUUUUAAAAUUUUAUGACCCAGAUUUGAAUCCCUAAAAAUAAAUGUAAUCGGAAAUUAAUUUGAAUAAUAAAUUUUUGAUUUUUGCCCAAAUUUAAUGAAAUUAAUAUGAUUUAUUAAUUUGUCGAUUAAAUUAUAAAAAUGAUUAAUUUUUAUAAAACAGAUCACCAAUCUUACACGCACGAAGCAAUGGAAGCUAGUUGUUACCCUUAAGAGGUGUUGCAUUGUGCGGGCAUGCGACGACGAGCAAGGGAGCCCGUCGCCCAUGCGGUAUGAGGCAAUGAGCAAGCAAGACAUGCGCGGCAGGCAGUGGCCUGUGCCGUGUGUGCCGGGUGGAUGGUCGAGCAAAAUUGGGUAGCGAUGCAUCGUAGCGCUAGGCACGAGGCAAGACAGCAGCAAACGAGCAAGGGAGCUCGCGUGCCACUGCGCAUGCCACGGCCCAGCGCGUAGCUAACGACGAGCAGGCAGCAGGCACAACAAAGGCUGUUGCGCUGCGAUGGUGCGUCACUCGGCCACAGCAACGCGGGCCUUGGGCGCUGCUUCGUGCAUGCGGCCCAUGGCGCUGCGGAGUUGGUGCUUGGGCGAGGCAUGGGCUUCGGCCUAUGGCCUUGCCUUGUUAUGUUUGGGCCGUUUUGUUUAUGUUUCGGUUGAAAACGAUUUUAAUUAAAUUUAAUUUCGUAAUUUAAUUUUUUUCUCGAAAUUUAAUUUUGAUUAAUUUAAUUAUUAUAAAUUAUUUUAUACUAGUUAUUUUAUUAAAAUUAAAACCUUGAUAAAAUUUAAGUUAAUUAAUUUUAAUCAACUGAAAAUAAAAUAAAGGGAUUUAAAUAUUAUUUUAUAUGAGCUUUAAAUUUUAAUUAAAUUUGUAAGUUUUCGGUUGGACUAGGAAAUACAAUUUUAUGUUUAAAUUUUGUAAAGCAUGUAAAUUUCUUGGUAUUAGUGGGAACAUUUUAGUCAUUAAACUCUUGAUUAGGUCUACAUUCCUCUAAGGUUAAAACAACUCGAUUAGAACAAAUAAGGUUGAAUAAUUUGUAGAUUAUUGGAACCCUUUGAUUAGUUGCUGCAAAUGUUUAUGUGAUGCAUAAUUUAAUUUGUUCUACUAACUUGCUAUGUGGGCCAUUCAUUGAUAAAUGAAUGGGUGAAUGGUAUAUUGUAAAUGUACUGUUUUGCAGGUUAUGGAAAGUGACUAGUAUGACCCAAAUAGGAUAGAAAAUAUGGGUUGCGUACCAUUAAUUUGAAUGUAAAGUUGGUCUAAUGCACCAAAGUUUUUAUUUUAAAUAUGGUCUGCGUACCAUCAAAUAGUUGUAAUUAGUUUCAAUUAUAGCAUAUCCUAUUUGAAGAAAAUGGCGCCUCCCAUGGUGAAAUUCAAGACGGAGUUUCCAAUCCAUUUUCAAGACGGAGUUUGAAGUUGAAGCUUCAAGAUGAAGUCGGGCCAUAAUAGAUCACAUUUAUAUCUUAUGCAUGCUCUAAGUUAUUUAUUUCUUUAUAUAUACACGCCCGGAUGUUGCGUAUGCACUCAGUGCUACGAGCAGAUACCGGCCAGACCCAGGAGAGACACAUUGGACUGCUACCAAAAAUAUUCGGAAGUACCUGAAAAGGCACAAAGAUGACUUCCUGGUCUAUGGUGGAGAUGAUGAAUUAAUUGUUAAAGGCUAUACGGACGCAAGUUUCCAAACCGACAAGGAUGAUUUCAUGUCACAGUCUGGGUUUGUCUUUUGCCUCAACGGAGGUGCAGUAAGCUGGAAAAGUGCUAAGCAGAGCACCAUUGCGGAUUUUACAACUGAACCGGAGUACAUUGCUGCACAUGAAGCAGCAAAGGAAGCUAUUUGACUAAGGAAAUUCAUAGGUGAACUUGGUGUAGUCUCCUCCAUUAAAUGACCAAUAGCUCUAUAUUGUGACAAUAACGGAGCUAUAGCACAGGCAAAGGAGCCUAGACACCACCAAAGAGUCAAGCAUGUACUUCGUAGAUUUCACCUUCUACGAGAGUUUGUUAAAAGAAAAGAAGUCGAGAUAAGCAAGAUUGGAACUGAUGACAACAUCUUAGAUCCAUUAACUAAACCUCUGCCGCAAGCGAAGCACAACUCGUACACUGCAACUAUGGGAAUCAAGCAUGUUGGAGAGUGGCUUUGAUGUCCUUAAUAAAUGUUUUAAAGUUUUAGAGU
Spinacia oleracea (spinach) is the source of this 3821-nucleotide messenger RNA. RefSeq lists its product as uncharacterized. The record is from RefSeq and is a predicted model, not a curated record. The coding region runs from base 135 to 998 and encodes 287 amino acids. Lineage: Eukaryota; Viridiplantae; Streptophyta; Magnoliopsida; Caryophyllales; Amaranthaceae. The transcript has a single exon.